AUGUCGGAAUCUGAAGACGGGAAAGGUGAGAGCAGACAUUUACCCCUCCUGUAGACCCUUGGAGCCAGCAUUGUGGAGUGGAAGCCUUUUGACAUCCUCAUCCUGCUGACCAUCUUUGCCAACUGGGUGGCCCUGAGGGUAUACAUCCCCUUCCCUGAGGACGACUCCAACACUGCCAACCACAAUUUGGAGCAGAUGGAAUAUGUAUUCUUGGUGAUUUUCACCGUGGAGACAGUGCUCAAGAUCGUGGCAUACGGGCUGGUACUCCACCCUAGCGCCUACAUCCGCAAUGGCUGGAACCUACUUGACUUCAUCAUCGUCGUGGUCUGGCUGUUUAGCGUGCUGCUGGAGCAAGGACCUGGGCAGCCAGGUGAUGCCCCGCAUACUGGAGGAAAGCCGGGGGGCUUCGAUGUGAAGGCAUUACGGGCGUUUAGGGUGCUGCGGCCACUGAGGCUGGUAUCUGGAGUCCCGAGCCUGCACAUAGUGCUCAAUUCCAUCAUGAAGGCGCUAGUACCGCUGCUGCACAUUGUGCCGCUAGUCCUCUUCGUCAUUAUCAUCUAUGCCAUCAUCGGACUCGAGCUGUUCCUCGGACGCAUGCACAAGACGUGCUACUUCCUGGGAUCAGGUAUGGAGGCGGAGGAGGAUCCAUCCCCUUGUGCUUCUUCUGGCUCUGGGCGUUCAUGCACACUGAACCAGACUGAGUGCUGAGGGCACUGGCCAGGGCCCAAUAGUGGCAUCACCAACUUCGACAAUUUUUUCUUUGCCAUGCUGACAGUCUUCCAGUGUAUUACCAUGGAAGGUUGGACAGAUGUCCUCUACUGGAUGCAGGAUGCCAUGGGGUAUGAGCUACCCUGGGUAUACUUCGUGAGCCUCAUCAUCUUUGGGUCCUUCUUUGUCCUCAACCUUGUGCUUGGUGUCCUGAGUGGGGAGUUCUCCAAGGAAAGAGAGAAGGCAAAAGCACGAGGUGACUUUCAGAAGCUUCGGGAGAAGCAGCAGAUGGAGGAGGAACUGCAUGGCUACCUGGACUGGAUUACACAGGCUGAAGAGCUAGACUUUGAUGACCCAACAGCAGAUGGCAACUUGGGUUCUCUAGCUGAAGAGGACAGGGCCGGCCAUCGGCCCCAGCUGGCUGAGCUGACCAAUAGGAGGUGCGGACGCCUGCACUGGUUCAGUCACUCCACUUGCUCCACACACUCCACCAGCAGCCAUGCUAGCCUCCCAGCCAGUGAUACAGGCUCCAUGGUGGAUACCCCAGGCAAUGAGGAUGAAGAGGAGGGGGCUCUGGCUGGCUGUACACACUGCCUAAACAAGAUCAUGAAAACUAAGAUCUGCCAUCACCUCCACCAAGCCAACCAAUGUCUCCAAGCUGGCUGCCGACGGGCUGUGAAGUCCAACGCCUGUUACUGGGCUGUGCUGCUGCUCGUCUUCCUCAACACACUGACCAUUGCCUCUGAGCACCAUGGGCAGCCUGUAUGGCUCACUCAGACCCAGGAGUACGCCAACAAAGUGCUGCUCUGUCUCUUCAAGGUGGAGAUGCUUCUCAAACUGUAUGGUCUGGGCCCCUCUGCCUAUGUCGCCUCUUUCUUCAACUGUUUUGACUGCUUUGUGGUCUGUGGGGGCAUCCUAGAAACCACUUUGGUGGAAGUGGGUGUCAUGCAACCCCUUGGCAUCUCAGUGCUCAGAUGUGUGCGCCUCCUCAGGAUCUUCAAGAUCACUAGACACUGGGCAUCUCUGAGCAAUCUGGUGGAAUCCCUGCUCAAUUCCAUGAAGUCCAUCACAUCCUUGCUGCUCCUCCUCUUCCUCUUUAUCAUCAUUUUUUCCCUGCUUAGCAUGCAGCUUUUUGGGGGCAAGUUCAAUUUUGACCAGACCCACACUAAGCGAAGCACCUUUGACACAUUCCCCCAAGCCCUCCUCACUGUCUUUCAGACCCUGACAGGUGAGGAUUGGAACGUGGUCAUGUAUGAUGGCAUCAUGGCUUAUGGAGGCCCCUUCUUCCCAGGGAUGCUGGUGUGUGUCUAUUUCAUCAUCCUCUUCAUCUGCUGCAACUACAUCCUGUUGAACGUCUUUCUUGCCAUUGCUGUGGAUAACCUGGCCAGCAGAGAUGCAGGCACUGCCAAGAACAAGGGCAGAGAGAAGAGCAGAGAAGGAAACCCUCUACAGGAAAAUGGAGUGUUGGUACCUGGUAGAGAGAAUGAGGAAGUGGAGGGUGUAAAGAGUGAAGGAGCAGGCAAGUAGGCGGAGGAAGAGGAGGAAGAGGAAGAAGAGGAUGAGGAGGAAGGUGGAGCAGGGCGUGUGGAACUCUUACAGGAAGUUGUACCCAAGGAGAAAGUGGUUCCCAUCCCUGAGGGAAGUGCCUUCUUCUGCCUCAGCCAAACCAACUCGAUUCGGAAGGCCUGCCACACUCUCAUUCAUCAUCAAAUCUUCACCAGUCUCAUCCUGGUGUUCAUCAUCCUUAGUAGCGUGUCCCUGGCUGCUGAGGACCCCAUUCGAGCCCACUCCUUCCGCAACCAUAUUCUAGGGUACUUCGAUUAUGCCUUCACCUCCAUUUUCACUGUGUAGAUUCUACUUAAGAUGACAGUGUUUGAGGCCUUCCUGCACCGUGGCUCCUUCUGCUGUAGCUGGUUCAAUCUGUUGGAUCUGAUUGUAGUCAGUGUGUCCCUCAUCUCCUUUCGCAUCCACUCCAGGACCAUCUCAGUGGUGAAGAUUCUCCAAGUACUCAGAGUUCUACGGCCCCUCAGAGCCAUCAACAGGGCCAAGGGACUCAAGCAUGUGGUGCAGUGUGUGUUCAUGGCGAUCCGGACCAUCGGAAACAUCAUGAUCGUCACCAUCCUCCUGCAGUUUAUGUUCGCCUGCAUCGGUGUGCAGCUCUUCAAGGGGAAAUUCUACAGUUGCACUGAUGAGGCCAAACACACCCCAAAAGAAUGCAAGGGUUCCUUCCUCAUCUACCUUGAUGGAGAUGUGUUGCGGCCCUUGGUCCGGGAGCGGCUCUGGGUCAACAGUGAUUUCAGCUUUGACAAUGUUCUUUCAGCCAUGAUGGCCCUGUUCACUGUUUCCACCUUUGAAGGCUGGCCUGCGCUGCUAUACAAGGCUGAUGCACAUGCAGAAGAUGAGGGCCCUAUCUACAAUUACCAUGUGGAAAUCUCUGUGUUCUUCAUUGUCUACAUCAUUAUCAUUGCUUUCUUCAUGAUGAACAUCUUUGUGGGCUUUGUUAUCAUCACCUUUCAUGCCCAAGGAGAGCAAGAGUACCAAAACUGUGAACUGGACAAAAACCAGCGUCAGUGUGUGGAAUACGCUCUCAAAGCCCAGCCACUAUGUCGAUACAUCCCCAAGAAUCCACAUCAGUAUCGUGUGUGGGCCACUGUGAACUCUGCCACCUUUGAGUACCUCAUGUUUCUGCUCCUCCUGCUCAACACAGUUGCCCUAGCCAUGCAGCACUAUGAGCAGACUGCUCCCUUUAACUAUGCCAUGGAUAUCCUCAAUAUGGUUUUCACUGGCCUCUUCACUAUUGAGAUGGUGCUCAAAAUCAUUGCAUUCAAACCUAAGCAUUACUUUGCCGAUGCCUGGAACACAUUUGAUGCUCUUAUUGUGGUGGGCAGCGUAGUAGACAUUGCCAUAACAGAAGUCAAUAAUGGAGGCCAUCUUGGAGAGAGUUCAGAGGACAGCUCCCGAAUAUCUAUCACCUUCUUUCGCCUCUUCCAAGUCAUGAGGCUGGUCAAGCUCCUCAGUAAGGGUGAAAGAAUCCGAACAUUGCUGUGGACAUUGAUCAAAUCUUUCCAGGCCUUUCCCUAUGUGGCUCUUCUCAUAGCAAUGAUAUUCUUCAUCUAUGCAGUCAUAGGCAUGCAGAUGUUUGGCAAGGUGGCUCUUCAAGAUGGCACACAGAUCAACUGAAACAACAAUUUCCAGACCUUUCCACAGGCUGUGCUGCUUCUGUUCAGGUGUGCCACAGGUGAGGUAUGGCAAGAGAUAACGCUUGCCAGCCUUCCUGGAAAUCGGUGUAACCCUGAAUCUGACGUUGGACCGGGUGAGGAAUUUACCUGUGGUAGUAAUUUUGCCAUUGCUUAUUUUAUCAGCUUCUUCAUGCUCUGCGCCUUCCUGAUCAUAAAUCUCUUUGUGGCUGUGAUCAUGGAUAACUUUGAUUAUCUAACCAGAGAUUGGUCCAUCCUAGGCCCCCAUCACCUUGAUGAAUUCAAGAGGAUCUGGUCUGAAUAUGAUCCUCGAGCCAAGGGCCACAUCAAGCACCUGGAUGUAGUUGCCCUGCUGAGAUACAUCCAGCCCCCACUGGGAUUUGGAAAGCUGUGCCCACACAGAGUGGCCUGCAAGAGACUUGUGGCAAUGAACGUGCCCCUCAACUCAGAUGGAACAGUGACAUUCAAUGCCACACUCUUUGGCCUGGUGCAGACAUCCCUGAAGAUCAAGACAGAAGGGAACCUGAAGCAAGCCAAGCAGGAGCUGUGAAUAGUCAUCAAAAAGAUCUGGAAGAGGAUAAAGCAGAAUUUGUUGGAUGAGGUCAUCCCUCCUCCAGAUGAGGAAGAGGUCACCGUGGGCAAAUUCUAUGCUACAUUCCUUAUCCAAGAUUAUUUCUGUAAAUUCCGGAGGAGAAAAAAAGGGCUACUAGGAACAGAGGCCCCAACAAGCACAUCCUCUAUCCUUCAGGCUGGUCUGAGGAGCCUACAGGACCUGGGUCCUGAGAUCCGGCAGGCCCUCACCUAUGACACUGAAGAGGAAGAAGAGGAAGAGGCAGCGGGUGAGAAGAGUGAGGAGGAGGAAGCUGAGAAGGACCCAGAAACAUACAAAGCCUCCAUGGACAACCAGUCCCAGUCCCAGUCUCUGUGAUGCUCCAGGAUUUCAGUGUCUCUGCCUGUUAAGGAAAAACUCCCAGAUUUGCUCUCACCUGGGCCCAGUGAUGAUGAUGGUGGGGCUCCCAACCCCAAGCAGCCUAGUGCGCUCCCGGCUGGAUCCCACACCCAUAGGAGAAGUUCUGGGGUUCUCAUGUUUACUAUCCCAGAAGAAGGACCCAAGGGGACUCAAGGGCAAGACAAUCAGAAUGAAGAAGAGGAAGUCUCUGACUGGCUCCCAUACCUGGAUGAUCCGAGAGAGAUUUCCUCCAACCCAGGCCUUUUGCCACCCCACUGGCUGCAGAGACAAUUAAAUAGGCACUGUAUACCACAAUGACGUUUGCUGCCCCCCACACCUACAGGUCAGAAGCCCUCCUUCACCAUCCAGUGUCUGCAAGACAAUUGUGAAGACUUGCCCAUCCCAGGCACCUAUCAUCACAGGCGGAACUCAGGACCUGGCAGGGCUCAGGGUUCCUGGGUAACUCCUCCUCAGAGGGGUCGGCUACUAUAUGCCCCCCUGUUAUUGGUGGAUGAGGCUGCAGUGGGAGAGGGGCGCCUUGGCAAAACCAGUGCACCACUGCCCACCUUCACCUGUCUGCAAGUGCCCGGAGCUCACUUGAAUUCCGGUCACGGCAAGAGGGCCAGUGCCGACAGUUUGGUGGAAGCUGUGCUCAUCUCUGAGGGCCUAGGCCUCUUUGCCCGAGACCCACGCUUCGUGGCCCUGGCCAAGCAGGAGAUUGCAGAUGCCUGUCGCCUGACACUCAAUAAGAUAGACAGUGCUGCCGGUGACCUGCUGGCACAGGGAACCACCUCACUCUAUAGCGAUGAGGAGUCCAUCCUCUCCCACUUUGAUGAAGAGGACCUGGGAGACGAGAUGGUCUGUGUCCAUGCCCUGUGA
Molecule: messenger RNA, 5733 nt
Organism: Nannospalax galili (Upper Galilee mountains blind mole rat)
Lineage: Eukaryota; Metazoa; Chordata; Mammalia; Rodentia; Spalacidae
Gene: Cacna1f
Product: calcium voltage-gated channel subunit alpha1 F
Biological process (GO): calcium ion import across plasma membrane
Cellular component (GO): voltage-gated calcium channel complex; membrane
Molecular function (GO): high voltage-gated calcium channel activity
Source: RefSeq, a predicted model, not a curated record